UCUCUCUCUCUCUCUCUCUCUCUCUCUCUCUCUCUGUUACGUGUAGCAACUUUAGCGAAAACUCAGCGAUCCUUGCAACACUGAACAUUUGGCGGGCAGCAGCAGCAGCAGCAGCAGCCAGCAACACUAGGGGAGGGUGACAGUAAAGAAGGCACCAGCACAGCCUCCUGAUAGUGAUGUGUGGCAGGACAGCUUGCACCCUGGCGCCUGAUGAAUUGUGCAGGGCGUGUAGCAUUCGCACAGUGGGAGCAGAUGGCCAGAAGCAGUACCAACCUUUGGCUUGGAGAGACCAUCCCAACAACCAGUCAUACAGUCCCUCUACUAACAUGGCUCCUUCACGCUUCACACCUGUCAUCAUAAGUGAACACCAGCAGCGUGGAGUGAAGAGGUCACAGGAGGGGGAGGAACAGCCUCCUCAGAGGAUCAUUCAACCCAUGAAAUGGGGACUCAUUCCUCCCUUCCAUAAGGGCCCAUCUGCGGAAGGACAUGGCUACAGCACAACUAAUAGCAGACUGGAAGAUGUUGAGACCAAGGCUACCUACAAGCCUUGCCUUGCUAAGGGCCAAAGGUGUGUUGUGUUGUGUGAUGGAUUUUAUGAAUGGCAGUCAACAAAAGGAACAAAAAACAAACAGCCAUACUUUAUAUAUGCUUCACAACCCAAAGAGAUUAAGAUUUGGGACAGAGACUCUUGGGACAAACCAGAUGUCUGGAGUGAAGAGGAAGGCUGGAAGGGCCCUCAGCUCUUGAAAAUGGCUGGACUCUUUUCAUAUUGGAAGUCUUCUGAAGGUGAAGAAGUAAUGAGUUAUUCUGUUCUUACCACUGAGGCAUCCAAAAAGUUCUCUGUCCUGCACACUCGUGUCCCAGUCAUCUUGGAGACAGAUGAGGAGGUUGAGAUGUGGCUAGAUUCUGCAAGAGUUAACUACAAAGAAGCUCUUCAGAUGCUGAGACUAAAGGAUGAGGCUGAGCUAGAGUGGCAUCCUGUCUCCACAGAAGUAAACAAUUCCCGCAACCAACAACCAGACCUCCAACAGCCUGUCAGUCUUGACAAGAAACCUCCAAACACAGCUGGCAGCAGGUUUAUGUCUGCCUGGCUUAGCAAAGCAUCGCCACAUAAGAGUAAGACUCUUGUGAAGGAGGAAGUCCAUUCAGUAAAGGAGGAAGAAAAGAUCAAAGAAGAAAACAGUACCAAUCCUCAAUAGCAUAAGUAAAGCAGAUGUGGCAGCUAGGUGUUGGAGGUAAAAGUUGCAGUAGUAGUGACUUGGGCAGUAGCAGCAGUCUCAUAGUGACUCACCAUUUAAUUUACAAGGACUCACUCUUCCAAAGAAAUCCUGUUUCCCAUUGAAUCACCAUUCCAUUCUUGUUGUGUGGCUACAUGUUUCUUUGUUAUUCUAAAAAUGGGUUGAUCAGAGAUGCAGGGAGAGAAAGCCUUAUAAACCUGAGUACAAAGGUGUUUGUGUUAGUAUGUGUAUCUUUUUUAGACACCAUCCAUCUUAAGUUUGAUAUAGCUAGUAAAGAAUAGUGAUUUAGGCUAGAGAUGGAUAAGGUGAGUAACAUUCUAUUUUUUUAUUAUUAUUAUUUCUUAUUUUUUUGUUGAACCCGGAAUAGACAUGUAUAGGACAUAGGAAUUAAUACUAGUAGGUGCAUAAUUAAUUAUACUUGUCAUCAGGACUUAGCCAUUUCUCAAUCAGCCUUGUUUUAGUAUAUUUUCUUUAAUUCUCAAUCAUCAGUCAGGCAAAACUAUGCCUCUGUUUACUCUGGUGCUUUUUUUUCUCAUUGUCACAAAAUGGAAUAAAAGAAAAUUCAAAAUGAAA
Scylla paramamosain (green mud crab) is the source of this 1811-nucleotide messenger RNA. RefSeq names its product abasic site processing protein HMCES-like. NCBI's taxonomy places the organism in Eukaryota, Metazoa, Arthropoda, Malacostraca, Decapoda, Portunidae. Bases 177 to 1199 code for a protein of 340 amino acids. The record is from RefSeq and is a predicted model, not a curated record. The transcript has 10 exons. Gene Ontology annotation, biological process: DNA damage response. Gene Ontology annotation, molecular function: single-stranded DNA binding.